AUGGACAACGUCAAGACACCCAUCGUCUCAUUCCUCAACAAAGACAGUUGUACUAGAGCAAGCACAAAAGCGGCGGGCAAUCACUCUACGUUGCAAAACUAUCGUGCGCGUCUCGCCAGUGCUCAUUACUCUCAGGUCCUCGAAGCUGCAUUCUCCCCCGCGAAGUACGCCGUUUUCUCGACACUGGGAUCAUGUUUUCUAUCCUGGAAUGGCACGCCAAUAAUGUCGCAGUCGGUUUCGCCGAAGGCCAUAUCGGCAAAGGUCGGCUGCCUCGGUGGAACGGUGCUGACGAUCCUAUACCUUGUUCUUCUCCUCGCUCGCACCGCACACCAUACCUCGAAAGAAGACGAUACGCCGGACAUGACGAACUGGAGGCGCUCGGUGACGGUGGUGCUGGAUGAGAUGUUCUACAGCACCGUUGCUUCGGGUCUGGGGGCCGUUGUCUACUUGAUGACUUCUUCGCCACCCCCGGUAGACCCUUUGGCACAAAUGGUUGCUGGUGCCUUGGGACCCUUACUCCUGGUCCUGGUCUUCCUUUCCUUGAUGUUGGCCGCUUGGGUCUUGGUGCGGUUGUACAACUUAUUCAUGGACUGGUAUACUGGGUACCUGUAA
This is a messenger RNA of Coprinopsis cinerea okayama7#130, 612 nucleotides long. RefSeq lists its product as hypothetical. The record is from RefSeq and is a predicted model, not a curated record. Lineage: Eukaryota; Fungi; Basidiomycota; Agaricomycetes; Agaricales; Psathyrellaceae. The coding region runs from base 1 to 612 and encodes 203 amino acids. The transcript is spliced from 2 exons.